Molecule: messenger RNA, 2509 nt
Organism: Salarias fasciatus (jewelled blenny)
Lineage: Eukaryota; Metazoa; Chordata; Actinopteri; Blenniiformes; Blenniidae
Product: protein limb expression 1 homolog
Exons: 7
Coding region: 1-1167 (388 amino acids)
Biological process (GO): autophagosome maturation
Cellular component (GO): cytoplasm
Source: RefSeq, a predicted model, not a curated record
AUGGUGAAGUGGGUGAAUGGAGCUCAGGCUCUGGGCUCUGGUCCUGGUUUUAGAGGAUCAUUGCAGGAGGAAGCAUUUAAAGCAGGAACGAAACACUUGGUGAGGAUGAAUGAAGUGAGAGUGGAGGAAAGCAUCAUGUCUUACCUCUCGCUGAGUGAGCCCGACGCCUGCAACAAAGACCUGAAUGUGGUGGCUAUGCUCCAUAACUUCUGGGAGCAGAAGCAGGCGGCUCAGUUCAGUAGCUCCCCUGAUAAAUCAGAUGGUUUUGGUGGAAAAGCAGCCAGACUGACUGAGAGUCUGCUUCUGUACGAAUCGGCACCUUCGCCCUGUCCUCCUUACGUCUGCUACGUCACGCUUCCUGGAGGGAGCUGCUUUGGUAACUACAAGGAGUGCGACACUCAAGCGGAGGCUCGGAGGGACGCGGCUCGUGUGGCUCUCAUGAAUUCAGUUGUGAACAAGCUGCCAUGUCGACGCAUCAGCCCUCAGUUCAUCGCUCAGAGUCUGCAGCAGGCGGCCAAAGAAAGCGCAGUUUCGUUAGAGGACGCCUGCGAUUCAAGCACAAGUGUAGGAACCUACAGUUUGCUGCUACACUCCUACAUGGGGAGGACCAUGCUGGAGUUCCAGGAGAUGAUGACAGUUUUCCAGCUGUUGCACUGGAACGGGACACUGAAGGCGCUCAGGGAGAGGAAGUGUUCCCGCCAGAGCGUGAUUGCCUAUUACUCCCAGCGAGGGCUUGAUGAGUGCAUGCGCAGCAGCAUGGCUCUGGAUUGGCUCGGGCGGGAGCAGAGAUCGCCGGGGCUGCUGGGAGUGGAGCUGCAGGCGGCCCAGAGGGAGCUGACGCUGGCCCGCCGUCGAGGCACAGAGCUGCGCUUCCACAAAGAAAAGACAGAGAUCCUCAGCCUGGCUCUGAGCCAAGCGUAUAUUCAGCACACACCUGAGGUCUUCAGCGACCCACCGAGCCACUCGUACACACAAGAACAACUCCCUUUACACACAUUAUACAGCCAGGACAUUGAAGGCAAGAUAACGUCGCCCUUCAGUCCUUCACCAGCCCUCCAUAAAAGCACAGAGCAAACAGAGAGUCAAACAUCUGACACACACACAACGUCCAGCAGCUCUUCACCACGCUCACAUAAGGCUUUUGUUUCUUUAAAUGUUUUUGAAUAGACUAAAUUUGACAAUACAGGAUGAACAGUGUCGGACUCAUGAUCUAAAAUUUAGAAAGAAAAAAGCAGGGAUAUACUUUUUCAAGCUAUCAAAUGUUUCACGGCUCAUUAUUUUUUGCAAACAAUAUAGAUACUUUACUUUAGAAUUAAUCAUCAUUUAGCAUUUUGUUAUUUGUUAUUUCUCUCGUAAAUAUUUUUUUAAAUGUCAAAUUCAGUUUUGCAGCUAAACACUAAGAGCAAUUAUUGUAUUUGUAGCAUUCUCAAAAAACAUUUUUUUGUUUAGAUGAAGUGUCAAAAACAUAGUUUAUUAUUUUCCUAUUUUUACAUGAACAAAAAUGUUGUACCUUUUAUUUAAAUGUUUUCUCUCAGUGUGAUUUUUUGCUGCACUCUGCUUUGGAGAAAACAAUGUGUUUUUUUCCCAACAAAAAAGUUUCAUUAUCUUUGCAGUUCUCAGAACUACAAAUAUGCAGUCAUCUUUAUUUCUGUUUAUCUUUUGAGAAAAUAUGCUGGAAAUUUUAUUAACUCAAGUUCCAUUUUAACACAACUGGGAUCCAAAUGGUUAUGGAAAGAUUUCCUAGUUAGAAUAUAAGAACAAAUCUCAUUUUCAAGAAAAAAAUAAAGCGAACUUCAGUUUGGCCUGUUUUUCCAACAUAAGCAGCUUCAGGGAAAUUAUUCUAUUUAAUAGAUCAAUCUCUGAGACAGCAGUUUCAGUAUGUUUCCCAUGAUCUGUCACAUUCAUCUAUUUAUUAACACAAUCGCGUUGCCCACACAGUAAUGGAAACAGCUGCCAUCAGUGGUGCCCACACACAUCAUCAGAGGAAUCUUUGGGGUCAGUGUCAGGCCCAGUCUAUCACUGAGCGAUCAGCGUGAAUGUUCUGAAAUGUGAACUUAUCCAUUCCUGUUUUUCACUAAGUGGCCUAGCAACUAGUUUUAAAUUGUAUUUGCAUUUUGCCUCAUCUUCUUUGAUAUGGGCUCUGUUCCCAUAAAACUUCUUGUUGUGGUACAUGGACAUUCUGCAUGGAGAGCACAAUGUUUCAUUGCACACACAUUGAAUAACAAUGAAAACGCUGAGUAAAAGGAAAAAUGGAUUCCCACCUCUAUCAGUUCACCUGAUUGAAAAGUGAGAGUUGUUAUAUUAUUUAAUGUUUAUAGAUUGUUAUUGAACCUUAAGUUUCAAUUCCAAUCUCUCACUCAAAGAAUUAGUAUGAAGUGUCUUUGAAAGACUCCUGCUUCCUCAAACAAAUGAGGUUUUGAUCAUGAAGAUGACGAUGAUGAUGGUGGUGAUGGUGAUUGCUAGUUGUUGUAUUUUGUCAACUUUGGCUCUUGGUAUUUCUCAAUAAACA